Messenger RNA from Mya arenaria, 13318 nucleotides. RefSeq lists its product as uncharacterized. The record is from RefSeq and is a predicted model, not a curated record. Lineage: Eukaryota; Metazoa; Mollusca; Bivalvia; Myida; Myidae. The transcript is spliced from 16 exons. The coding region runs from base 715 to 9036 and encodes 2773 amino acids. Gene Ontology annotation, molecular function: protein binding.
AUCUGACUUUCCAGUUAUAACGACGGACUUUAAUUUUCAUAACAAUAAAACCGAACAAUUGAUCGAGACAUACAGGAAGCACCCGACAGCAACGAGAUGAAGUCUCGCCCUUGAUUUUGCCAAACAUAGAACAGGGUCAUUUUUCGAAUUUGUAAGGAAACUUCUUCAAAUGUUAGUACGACAGGUUCUCUACAUAACACCUAAUUAUACAAGAGUAUGAACAAAAGAAGGAUGUCUCAUAAGGAAGCACCCCUCAAGAUUGCAACGAGAUGAAGUCUUGCAAGUAAUUUUGCAAAACUUUGAGCAGAGUCAGUUGCCAAAAUUUGAAGGGAAUCUUUUCGAUAUAUUUUAGUACGACAGGUUCCCUACAGAACACAAUAUUGUUCAAAAGUAUGCAUCAUAUCUGUUGGUUGUGUUAAGUUACUAGCUACCUUUAAUUUGUUUUAUUCUAAAUCGAGGGGUGAACUCGAAAAUGAAUUAAGCGACGUCAAAUAAAGAAGCACAUAGAACUCUUGUGUGACUUUCUUUUUAAUGUUAUCAUAUAUAAUUUAAGAUGUGAAACACAGAUUGUUCAAGAUACUUGCGCUAAACGAUUCUGGGAGAACCAGCAGUGCAUUAAAAUAUGAAGAAUUACCUCCGCAGAGAGUUAUUAACAUCACAGCAGGCUGGAUGGUCGACUUCUGAAGUGAGGUAGAUUUUAGGUUCUUCGUUAAAAUGAGUUCUCAAAUGAACAAACGAACCCCCAAAAAGGGUUAUUUAAAAUCCUUUUUCUCCUUCUUUGGAAGAUCUAAACGUGGUGUAGAUGUUUUGAUUGGAAACGACACAGACACGACCAAGCAGAGAACUGUGAAAAAAACAGAGAAAAAGCCAAGUUUUGAAAACGGUUUGAAUGGAGACCUAUGCACGGAGAGGUCUGCGGCAGACAAUACUUCGUUGCAUUUGGAACAACAUGUAGACAUUUAUGGCAGCGAUGAUUCGAUAUCAAAUAGUCAAACAAGUGAUGUUAUUGAAAACAAUAGUGAUGUUGAUGAUACCAAUUUUGAACAAAACACACCUUUCAUAGAACAUGAAGAAGAGUUUGGUACCAGAAGGAAGUCCAACUAUCGUAGUUACAACAACACCGAGCGCCUUAUGGAGAUAGUUGUGCGUCCAACAGUUGCAUUAGAUGAUACUGCUCAUGGGUAUAUGCAGGCCGCAGACAAUUUGAAAGAAGAUGACGUUCUACCAAAAUCAAGACAAAAUGUCUGCAGCGUGACAAUUGGGCAUGGAAACCUUGAUAACUCUAUUGAAGUGUAUCAAGAACAAACUGUAUUUGUCAAUGAUAACUGGAUACAAGACGCAUCAAGUUUUAGUAGACAGGACUAUUUUAGGAUGUCAAGAAGUGAGCCUGAUUUGUUGCAACGAGAUAAAGACAAAACACCGAAAAGGACUACUUGUACUAAUGCGGGUCCAAACGACGAUUCUGUAUUCGACCUUACAGCUUCUAAUGAGUCAUUGAAUGAGUCAAGUGAUUCGCAACGUCCUCGGGAAAGAUUCCGGAAAAAGUGUUCUGAUUCUGGCGCCGUUAAAUUCAUUAACGGAAGAACUGUUAUUUAUUCAGCAGGAAGUCAAUCGGAAAAUUCUAUUGUUGUUAGCCAAAGUGCAGCAUCAAAUGUCAAAGAAAGAACAGUAGACCUACUGAAGGUGAUUCGCCUCGAUCAAACCACUGGACAACAUGUGGUUGGAUACAAGACGACCCUCUAUGACCGUUCAUUAAAAGUUCUUCAAACUCGACGAAGCGAAAAUAUUCUUGUAUUGGCAGGUGCUGGGUUCGGAAUCGACUACACAGCAAAAAUGAUUUUUGCCGAACUUACAAAAAAGAAAAGUAAUUCAGUCGGUCACUAUUUAAUUGACCCAAGUGAUUGGGCAGUUGCAAGGGAAACGUUGAAUGAAGACAGGACUGUCGUAUUGAUAUUGAAUAUAGAUUGGAAAAAAUGGGAGAAAAAGCUGGAACAUGAAAUGAUACAAUUUACAAAGUCUUGUCUUACGAUUAUCAUCACUGCUGGUGGUAACAACGGGCCACAAUAUUUGGAUAAAUUCGUUGUAGAUACCCGGGAUAAAAGUACCUUUGGUCCUACUUUAGAAGACAAACGGGGUUGUUUUGAUUUUAUGGCAAGUAAAGUACAUAGAGUAAAAUUCGUUCCAGAUGAUACCAAAGAUUACAUAAAGAUGCCAGUAGAAAGCGUUACUGAUCCCACUGAAAUACACAAGUGUCCAUUGAUGACAACAAAAGCCAGAGUCAAUAUCUUGAACUCGAUGGGAGAUUUUCAGUGGUCACGUAAACUCAAAGUGUUCUUCGGAAGUUAUCUUGCAGAAGGGUCAUAUUUUUUUAGAAAGCCAGUAAGCGCGGAUGUUGCUGCAAUAAGAUAUAUGAGAGACAAUGAUCCGAUCCGGUUCUGGGCCCUUAUUUCAGUCUUCUCAUAUGACGGAUGCUUAGAUGACGAGCUUUUGGAUAAAUUGGCAGUUGGCCGACAAGUUCACCGAGAUAAAACUUUGUCCUUUUCUUGCGAAGACGUUACAAAUACGAAAAAGAAAAAGAGAAAAAUAGGUUUUAGGAAGAGUCAGAACUCAUCCAAGGAGCGCAUUUUUUUCGACUUUGGCAUCGCCAAAAAACUCCAGAAUGACAUGAAGAAGUUGAAGCGGAAUUUAAUAGACCUACACAGUCAGUAUGUUAUUACAGUUGAUGACAUUUACCAGUUUGCAAGCGGGAACAUACGAAGUUCCUUCAUGCUAGUUUUGUACGAGAUUUAUCCUGAUAUUGUGAUCGAGCAUUGCGAUGAGGACUUCUUUUUUGACUUUGUCAGGCCUAUUACUCGUAAAGAAAAAUGUAAUUUCGCCUUUAUAGAUGUCGGGAAUAGGCACGUCAUGAAAGCCUUCUUUAAGCGUUUGAAAUUUCAAUGGCUCAAAGGGCUCGUGAGGAAAUGUAUGGAUCACCCAGUAGUGAUGGAUAAAUUGACUGACUUUCUCAAAUUCAUUGAAAAGGGAAGACACGACAAAUGGCGUGUAUUAAAGCAGAUUGAUGAAGAAGAAAAAGAACAUUGCUGCCUAUAUUUUGGUGUCGUCACUGAAAAUGCAAAGAGAGAUUUGGCCAGAGUUAUUGUCACGGAUAAAAAAUGGUCUAAAAAAAGCAGAAACCCAAAGUGGAAAGAGUUCAUUGAAAAACAAGAAUCAGAUGCCAUGAUAAAAGCUGCUGGCAUUAACAAUGAACGCGCGUUUAAAAGCCUGUUCGAAAGUGGGGCCGUAAUGUCGAUUACAUCAGUCGUUGCAGCAGUUAAAAAUGGAAGAUCCCAUAUUGUUUACUUUUGUCUAAAAAAUGGGAAUUUAAUUGCGACUGACUGGUUCAAAGUAUUGUAUACUUCACUAACAGAGUUUUCAAACAAAAUGAAUUCUGAAUUAAGAAAAGAUAUUUUUCAAAAAGUCGUUUCUUCAGAACACGUUGAUAUCAAUGACACAUUUCCUGGUGCGAGGCCUCUCCUGCAUAGAGCAGCCAAAACAAACAAUAUAAAUAUGAUGAAAAUCUUACUAGAAGGUACUUACUGUGAAAAGGCCAGGAUUGACGAGGUAUACAAUGAUUGUAAGACUGGCGCUUCAACGGCCCUACUUAUCGCAACGAAAAAAGGCCUCCGAAAGGCUGUAACGUUCUUGCUUGAAAAGGGCGCAAACCAGAAGGUCCCUGGUUUGUGUGCUCAACCAAUAGAUGUUGCUGUUAGGAAAGGCGACUUGGGAAUUGUGCAAGAGCUUGUGACUGCAAAUCCAGGUGUUGUCAACGAAUGUGGAGAACAUGGAAUGAUUCCAUUGAUGAUUGCUUGUCAAACCGGACAUCUAGAUGUAGUGCAGUUUUUGAUAUCCUGUGCAAAGGACACCAUCAAUAAAACAGAUGAACUUGGUCGAAACUCGGUACACAUUGCUGUGAGUAAUGGCCAGCAGAAAGUUUUGGAACUCUUGCUGAAACAGAAUCUUAAUUCUGAUGUAGCCGCACCAAAUAAUAAGGGCGAUACCCCACUUUUAACUGCCAUUAAGGAAAAUAAGCCAGUUUGCUUUGAAAUCCUUAUGACAUGUAUGGAAAACCGACACGUCCCAAAGGAGAAAAUGGCAAUUUUCCUAGCAAUAGAGCAUGAAAGAAUUCAAUUUCUGGAACAACUCAUCGCUAAAGGAUACAACAUUAACGAAUUAAACGAGUUUUACGGGACCCCGUUAUCAUUUGCUAUACGAAAGGGCUUUACAGAUAUAGUGACCUUGCUGUUAGAGUUGGAUGCCGAUGUUAAUUUUAAAUGCAACUUGGGCUUGACUCCUCUUCAUCAUGCAUGCCAAACCAAAAAUGUACAAAUCGUGAGCAUCCUUGUCAGUCGUGGCGCCGAUAUCACCGCUGUUCAUGAUACCACGAUGGACACCAUUUUGCAUAUUGCAGCAAGGCACAAUGGAAUACAUGUUAUUCAGGCUGUCAUGGACCGUCCUGGAUUUGAUCAACUGAUUAGCAGGAAAAAUCUGAAUAAUUAUACGGCAAUUCAUGAGGCAGAGAAAAAUUGUUUUCCUGAAGUGGUUGAAAUCUUGCAUCAUCACGGCAUUCAUAGUGAAAAUGCUAAACUUGUCAAAUCAGAUCUUUGGGUGUCCAAUGAAUCUGUGAGCGGCGUCUUAAAGAUUAUCUUCGAGAAGGCGUUCACAAUGAGUACGAUCGUCGAGUGGUUCCGGAAAUGUGACGUUUAUCCUUUUAAUCCCAACGCGACCGACAAUUACCUCCUCCUUCGAUCGUGUGAAGACAUAUCAGCUGGAAAUUAUGAUUUGACAAAGAACGUGAACAGGCAAACAGAACUAGGGAACGAAGUGCCACUGACGACGAACCAUGUGCAGCUGAUGGCACAAACACCCGCGACGCGUCAGUGUUUAAUCUGUCGACCGACUCCUAUCCCGACCUUUCUGUGUGAGAUAAGUUUGGCAUCAACAACAAGAUAUGGAUUUUAUUAUUAUCAAUUUUGGCUUGGAAUACAGAAAAUCAUGAAAAUGAGUUCUCAAAGACAACAACGGAAACAAAAGAAGGGUUUUGUUAGCACUAUACGGAGCUUCUUUGGACGAUCUAACAGUGAGGAAAAUAUUUUGCUAGUUAACGAAAAAGACAGGACCAAAGAUAAAACUGUUACAACACAAAGUAGCAGAUAUGUUUGGGAGAAGAGGGAACUUUUUGAAAAAUCGGAAAAUAAUUUGACAAAAACUCAAUGGACAGAGAGCUCAGUAAUAGACAAGAGUUUGGUGCAUUCUGAAGAACAUGAACACUUUUAUGGCAGCGAUGAUUCCUCCUCAGAUAAUGAGACAAGUGAUGGUAUUGAAGAACACAAUGAUAAUGAGGUUACCUGCAGCAGUGAAAUGAACACACCAAAACAGGACGAAGCGUUUGGUGCCAAAAGAAAGUCCAACUAUCUUAGUAACAACAACACGGUGCGCCUUAAGGAGACGGCUGCACGGUUACCGGUUGCAUUCGAUCGUAAACCUCAUGAGUUUAUGCAGACCGCAGACAAUGAACAAGAAACAAGGCGAAAGACUGACAGCGCGACAAGCGGGCAUGGAAGCCUUGACAACAUUCAUGAAGAGUAUUAUCAACAAAACGAAUUUGUCGCUGAUAAAUGGAUACAAGAUGCUAAAAGCUGUAGUUAUCCGGACAAUUCAAGAAUAUCAAGAAGCGAGCCCGAUUUAGUGAAUCGAUUUCAACACAAGACACCAGAAAAGACAAAGUGUACCGAGGCAGGUCAAGACGACGAGUCUGUAUUUGUUGAAGAUCCUACUGAUUCCAAUCGUCCUCAGCAAAGAUACCAAAAACACGGUUCUGAUUCUAGCUCCGUAAGAUACGUUAACGGAAGGAAUGUUAUUGUUUCAGGAAAUCAAUCGGAAAAUUCUAUUGUUGUUAACCAAAGUUCAAUGCCAAAUAUCGAAGAAAGAGCGAAAGACCUGUUGAAGGAGAUCCGCCUAGAGCAAACCUCUGGACAACAUGUGAUUGGAUACAAGACGACUCUCUAUAACCGUUCUUUUGAAAAGCUUCAACGUCGACGAUGUGAGAACAUUCUUGUGUUGGCAGGUGCUGGGUUCGGAAUCGACUACACAGCCAAAAUGAUUUUUGCCGAACUUACAAAAAAAGAGCGUAAUACAGUCGCUCUCUAUUUAACUGAUCCAAGUGAGUGGUCAGUUGCAAGGGAAACAUUGAAAGAAGACAAGACUGUCGUGUUGAUUUUAAAUAUAAAUUGGGAGGAAUGGAAGACGAAGCUUGAACAUGAAAUGAUACAAUUCACAAAGUCAAAUCUUACAAUCAUCAUCACUGCUGAUGAAAACAAUGGACCAUUAGAUUUGGACAAAUUCGUUGUCGAUGCUCGGGAUACAAGCAAAUUUGGCCCCACUUUUGAAGACAAAACGGGUUGUUUUGAUUUCAUGGCAAAAAAUGUACAUAGGGUAAAAAUUGUUCCAGAUGAAAACAAUGAUUACAUCAAGAUGCCAGUAGAAAGCGUUACUGGUCACGUUGAAAUACAUCAGUCUCCGCUGAUGACUUCAAAAGCAAGAGACAAUAUCCUGAACUAUAUGGGAGAUUUCCAGUGGUUACGUAAACUCAAGGUCUUCUUCAGAAGUUUUCUUGCAGAAGGGUCGUACUUUUUCAGAAAGCCAGUGCCCGCCGUUGUUGUUGCAAUUAGAGCGAUGAGAGUAAAUGAUCCGAUCAGGUUUUGGGCCCUCAUUUCAGUCUUCUCGUAUGACGGAUAUUUAGAUGAUGAUCGCUUAGAUAGACUGGCACGUGUCCGACAAGUUCAUCGAGAUAAAAUGUCGUUUUCCUGCGAAGACGUUUCAGUGACGAAAAAAAUUAAGCGGAAGUUAGGCGUUGGGAAGAGUCAAACCUCCUCCAAAGAAAACAUGUUUUUUGACUUUGGCAUCUCAAGAAAACUUCAGAAUGAUGUGAAGUCGUUGAAACGAAAUAUAAAAGGCCUACAUAGUCAGUAUGUCAUUACAAGUGAAGGCAUUCACAAGUUUUCAAGCGCCAACGUGCGAAGUUCCUUCAUGCUAGUACUACACGAGAUUUAUCCUGAAGUUGUGAUCGAGCAUUGCGAUGAUGAAUUCUUCUUUGAUUUCGUUAGGCCAAUUACUCAUCAGGGAAAAGGUGAUUUCGCCCAGAUAGAUGUCAGUGAUAAGCACGUCAUGAAAGCAUUUUUUAAGCGUUUGAAAUUUCAAUGGCUCAAGGGGCUUGUGAACAAGUGUAUGGAUCAUCCAGCAGUGAUUGAUAGGUUGACUGACUUUCUCAAAUUCGUUGAAAAGGAGAAACAUGACAAGUGGCGUGUAUUAAAGCACAUUGACGACAUGGAAAAGAAACAUUGCUGCCUUUACUUUGGAGUCAACGGAAAUUCAAGUGCUAAAAAAGAAGCAACGAGAGUUAUUGUGAUGGAUGAAAAAUGGUCUGAAAAACGCGGAAACCCAAAGUGGAAAACGUUCAUUGAAAAACAAGAAUCAGAUGCUUUGAUUCAUGCAGCUGUCACUAACAAUGAACGCGCUUUUAAAGGUUUGAUCGAAAGCGGGAUAGCACUGUCAGUUAGAUCAGUCAUUGAAGCAGUAAAUAGCAAAGCAUACCGGAUUGUUCAGUUUUGUUUACAGAAUGGGAAAUUUGAAGCAAUUGGAUGGUUCAAAAUUUUGCAUAUUUCAUUGGAAAAAUUUGCGAGCGAAAUGCAUUCCGCAUUAAGAAAGGACAUUUUUCAGGAAAUCGUUUCCUCUGAACACAUUGAAUUUGAUGCCACAUUUCCUGGUGUUAGGCCUCUACUGCACCAAGCAGCCAAAACAAACAACAUUAACAUGAUGAAGAUUUUACUUGAAGGUAUUUACUGUGAAAAAUCCAGGAUUGACCAAGUAUACACCGAUCAUAGUGGAAAAGGCACGUCAACUGCUCUACUUAUAGCAACAAACAAAGGCUUCCUGAAAGCUGUGACAUUAUUGCUUGAAGUUGGCGCAAACCAGAGGGUCGGUGGUUUGUACGCUCGACCGAUAGAUGUUGCUGCUAUGAGAGGCGACUUGCAAAUAUUGAAAGAGCUUGUAAAUGCAAAUCCAGAUAUUGUCAACGAAUGUGGAGACCAUGGAAUGAUUCCAUUGAUGAUUGCUUGUCAAGCCGGGAAACUAGAUGUAGUGCAGUUUUUGAUUUCCUGUGCAAAGGACACCGUCAAUGAAACAGAUAAACUUGGUCGGAAUGCGGUACACAUUGCUGUGAGUUAUGGUCAGCAAAAUGUUCUGAAAUUCUUGCUUCAACAAUAUCUUAAUGCUGAUGUGAACGCCCAAUGUCACAACGGUGAAACCUCACUUGUAAUCGCAAUAAAGGAAAACAAACCAGUUUGCUUUCAAAUCCUUCUAAAAUGUUUGAAAGACAGAAAAGUCACUAAAAAUAACAUGGCACUUUUUCAAGCAAUAGAGCAAAGAUCGAAACAAUUUCUGAAACAACUGAUCGAUCAAGGAUACAACCUUGACGUAAAGGACAAGUCUUACGGGACCCCGCUAUCAUUUGCGAUACAAAAGGGGUUUACAGACAUGGUGACCUUGAUGAUAGAAUGGGGUGCCGAUGUAAAUUAUAAAAGCAUCUCAGGCUUUAGUCCUCUUCAUCAUGCAUGCCGAGCCAAAAGUUUACAAACCUUGAGAAUCCUUGUCAGUCAUGGUGCCGAUAUCACCGCUGUUCAUGAUACCACGAUGGACACCAUUUUACAUACUGCAGCAAGACACAAUGCAACAAAGGUUAUUGAGCAUGUGUUGAGCCUUCCUGGAUGCGAUACACUGAUUGACAGGAAAAACUCGAAUAACGAUACGGCGUUACACGAGGCAGCGAGAAAUUGUUUUCCAAGAGUAAUCGAAAUUUUGCUCCAUCAUGGCUUUCAGAGAGCACGUUUCAACAAGAAAAGUGAAACGCCGGUCGAUGCUGCUCACAAUGCAUAUAAGCAUAGGUCUUCCGAAUAUAACCUUGAUGCGUUUCGGGAAACUGUCCAAAUGUUGACACAAUAAAAUAUCAGAAUAUGCACUUGCUAAUGAUGCUCCAGUUGGAUAUGGAAGCCAAACCCGUAUUCCUUUUGAGGAACCUUGUUUCAAAAGGAUCAAUUUCAGUCGAUAUUUGUGGCUUCGACUUUCAGAUUUAUGGAUUUACAGGCGGGUUCGGGAGUAGUGUUCGCCACUCAAAUGAGAGUAUGAAAUUGAUAUGACAUGUUGACUAGCUUGUUGUAAACACCUUUUUAUGUGAACGUAUGACAUUUAAACACUAAUCGAUACUUGUCCAAGAUAAACGGGUUGGUGCUUUUCCAUUCAUGUGUUUUAUAUGCAUGUAUUCAGUUUGAAUUUAUAAUGUAUAUUGAUGUGCAUUUGAGUUUUGCUGUCCAAUAACUCUACACUAUUUUUCUACUAUGUCAUUGCCUUCUAUUUAAAACAAUAUUGUAGAAUCAAAUGUUACUAUGACCAUGUGAACGCGUAAAUGUCGUCAGUAUGUUUGUCAUUAAUGUAGGGGAGAUGAAUUGAGUAACUUAUCCCUUUUGUGGUUACAUCUAAUGUGUUAUUUAAUCACAAUAGAUACUUUUAAUUAACCCCGAUACAAGCUCUCUGAAAAAUCAAUGCCACGGCUACCAACGAUAGACACGAAAUGAAAAACGUAUAUAUUACAAUACUCAUUUUCAAUAUGCUCCGGCUGUACUGUUCUAUAGUUUCUAAUUAUUAUUAUUUGAACUCGUGCUUAUUUGAAUCUCUGGUACAAUGCAAAACACGCUUAGUUUAUUUAGGGUUUCGCUUUCGAGCUAGAUUAACUAUAGAAGUGUGUGGACAUUAUUAUCACCCCCAUAUACAGAAUAAGUCGUCCUUCAGUGUUUUUUUACAAGAAGGAUGCUCUUGCUGUAUUGGACCUUUGAGAAUAAAUCUGAUCAGGUUCCCUAAAUUAAUGUACAUAAUAUUGUGCAGACACAAUAACCUAUGCCAUUUCUUCCUGUUGACAUCGACAUAUUAAAUGUUUCAAUUACCAUGUCAUAUCUUCCCGUUGACAUUGACAUUUUAAUUGUUUCAAUUACCGUGUCAUAUCUUCCUGUUGACAUCGACAUUUUAAAUGUUUCAAAUAUCAUUUCAAAUGUUCCUGCUGACAUCGACAUUUUAAAUGUUUCAAUUAUCAUGUCAUAUGUUCCUGUUUACAUCGACAUUUUAAUUGUUUCAAUUCUCAUGUCAUAUCUUCCUGUUGACAUCAACAUUUGAAAUGUUUUAAUUACCGUGUCAUAUCUUCCUGUUGACACUGACAUUUUAAUUGUUUCAAUUCUCAUGUCAUAUCUUCCUGUUGACAUUUACAUUUUAAAUGUUUCAAUUACCGUGUCAUAUCUUCCUGUUGACACUGACAUUUUAAAUGUUUCAACUGCCAUGUCAUAAGUUCCUGUUUACAAUGACAUUUUAAUUGUUUUAAUUACAGUGUCAUAUCGUCAUGUUGAUAUUGACAUUUUAAUUGUUUCAAUUACCAUGUGAUAUCUUCCUGUUGACAUUUACAUUUUAAAUGUUAAAUUAACAUGUCAUAUCUUCCUGUUGACACUGACAUUUUAAUUGUUUCAAUUCUCAUGUCAUAUCUUCCUGUUGACAUUGACAUUUUAAAUGUUUCAACUGCCAUGUCAUAUGUUCCUGUUUACAAUGACAUUUUAAUUGUUUUAAUUACAGUGUCAUAUCGUCCUGUUGAUAUUGACAUUUUAUUUGUUUCAAAUAUCAUUUCAAAUGUUCCUGUUGACAUCGACAAUUUAAAUGUUUCAAUUAUCAUGUCAAAUGUUUCUGUUUACAUCGACAUUUGAAAUGUUUUAAUUACCAUGUCAUAUCUUCCUGUUGAUAUUUACAUUUUAAAUGCUUCAACUGCCAUGUCAUAUGUUCCUGUUUACAACGACAUUUUAAUUGUUUUAAUUACAGUGUCAUACCGUCCUGUUGAUAUUGACAUUUUAAUUGUUUCAAUUACCAUGUGAUAUCUUCAUGUUGACAUUUACAUUUUAAAUGUUAAAUUAACAUGUCAUUUCUUCCUGUUGACAUUGACAUUUUAAUUGUUUCAAUAACCAUGUCAUAUCUUCCGGUUGACAUUAACAUUUUAAAUGUUUAAAUUACCAUGUCAUAUUUUCCUGUUGACAUCGACAUUUUAAAUGUUUCAAUAAUCAUGGUAUAUCGUCCUGUUGACAUCGACAUUUUAAAUGUUUAAAUUACCAUGUCAUAUCUUCCUGUUGACAUCGACAUUUUAAAUGGUGUAAUUACCAUGUCAUAUACGUCUUCCUGUUGACAUUGACAUUUAAAUUGCUUCAAUAACCCUGUUAUUUCUUCCUGUUGACAUCGACAUUUUAAAUGUUUCAAUAACCAUGUCAUAUCUUCCUGCUGACAUCGACAUUUUAAUUGUUUCAAUAACCAUGUCAUACCUUCCUGUUGACAUUGACACUUUAAAUGUUUUAAUUACAAUGUAAUAUUAUUCUGUUGACAUUGCCUCUUAUUAACUCAUCGUUUGAGAAUUACCGUAAUUGGACGCUUCAUAGUUUGUUAUAUUCUAAUCUUUUUGAUGGAUGCUAUAUUCUAAAAGGUGUGAAGAUCUGUAAUUUAGAUUUUUAUAAACUAUCUCGGAAAAAUGACAAUUAAUACUGAAAAACCUCUCAGCCUACACUAAAAUUUAAUCGGGUAUCAAUAUUUAUUAAGCUUACGUCAAUGGAACUGCAAAAACAUCCCAUUAAAAACGUAUUGAUGAGUAAGUUAAAAUGAUCAGUUACGUUUACAAAUGUGUUUGCGCUAGUGAUUAAAUGUUACCAUUCAAGUUCGAGUCUUACAUUGACUUCCUCAAUUACUCAAAUUUGAUUUGCCAAUCAAAUAUAUGUUUUGACAUUGGUCAACCUUAUACACUUGUAUGUUUUAGCUCUUGCUAAAAGAAUUGAAAUAUAAAAGAUAAUUUGCUAAGUAUUAUAAACAACAUCCUUAGAUGUAUAAAUAAGUCAAACUGAACAAUACAGAAAAAGAAAUAAUCACCACAUAUCUUCCUGUAGAUAUUGCCUUUUUUGUUACUCAAUGAUUGACCGUAAAUUCUCUCUUACUCGUGUGUGCGUGCGUGUGCGCGUGUGUGUGUGUGUUUAUAAAAGACAUGCUCACUUAAAGUGCCAUUCAUAUGUAAUGUUAUAAUGAUGAUUAUUUUUAUUAUUGAAAUGCUAUAUGGUGUCUGUAAUGUAUGGAUAUGUUUAUGUAUCAAUAUUUACAGAUGGUUUAUAUUCUUUGUCAUUGUGUAUGAUAUUCGGCCACAUGGGUUUAUGAUCUUCUGAUCAAUAAAUGUUCUGUUCAGUUCUGUAUUUUCUAAUAUUGCCAAUUUUGUACUAAUAAUAUUAGUUUGAUAUUAAAAAAAAAUAUUUAUGAAUAAGAUUCAUAAAAAUAGGUAUAAAAUAGUUUUAAAACAAUCAAAACCUAUUAUUAUUAGGUAUAUUUGUGAAUGCAUGGUUUUUGUAGCAAAAGCACCAUACAAUUACAUGUACGGACAUUUUGCAAAUAUAUAAUGUUGUGUGUAUUUACUUUUUUCCCUCGAGUUGCAAGUACUGCAAUAAAAGAAAGCAAUAAAGACUAUUCAAAUAGUUUUAAAGUUGGUGUGAAAACAUGUCCUGUUGAUAUACUCAUAAGUGUUAGAGCUUAAAUUUAAGUUAAACAAAGUAAUGAGUCAACAAAGGCAACUGGCCCAGUAUACACAACAAAUAAAAAAGUAUUGUAAUUGCAAAAUAAAAUUUAUAUAUGUAUCUUGUUUAACAGAUGGUAAACAUAGAUUUUUAACUUUAAUAUCGCAUUAUUUUUAGUAGAAAUGAAAGAGUAGAAAUCAUUUAAAUUAUUAACAAUCGAAAAGUAUUGUCUUCGACUUGUAUCGAAUUUCAUUGAAUUAUGCAUGCUAUUCACAAUUAAAAACUGUCAAAAUUUGAUUCAGACUAUAAGUAUCUCUUCUUGUGGUGUUUUUAUAGGUCUACCAAGUUCCAUGUUUAGUUUAUGGUUUAAACAGCGAAAUUUACCAAAAGCAAUAUUAUAUUUUAAUGGAUGUAGGUACCUUUCUUCUGCAUUUAAUAGAGAAUUGUAAUGUUUAUAAUGGUGACAACUUCUCGUUAUGACAGUUUGGGAUUAAGCAGUCAAUUGAUCGAUGUCUAAAAGUCUUUAUACUAGAUCUUUAUAAUAGAUGUUUAUUUCCUACAUCUUGUGCAAAUGCAAAUAUUUCCAAAACAGUUCACUUUACAUACUUACCAUGCCAGUAUUUAUGUGGUAUAUAAUGUAUUAAAACAAAAAGCAGUUA